AUGGCUCAUAUCCCCACCGCCUAUGCUCAGCCUCCUUCUAGCGUCAUCUCUCCAAAAGUCUUCAUCAUAUCCAUGUUUGAGCCCGAAGGCCAAGUAUGGCACGACAACUUCUCUCAGUCCGGCCUUGGGAAUCUCUCAUCCCGGGCCAUCACCACUCCCGGCCUCUCCAUGCUCUACACUUCCAUCUUCUGCACUCAAAGCGGCACCGUCUGCCAGCUCACCGUCGGUGAAGGCGAAAUCAACUCUGCCGUUUCCAUGACAGCCCUCAUCCUCUCCAGCAGAUUCAACCUCACGCAAACAUACUUCCUCCUCGCCGGCAUCGCAGGCGUCAAUCCUCGCUACGCAACCAUUGGCAGCGUGGCCCUCGCCCGUUAUGCCGUCCAAGUGGCUCUGCAAUAUGAAAUCGACCCUCGCUCUCUCCCCGGAGACUGGCCCACGGGAUACAUCCCCUACGGACGAGCAUACCCCUUUGAAUACCCCUGCAUCACGUACGGCACCGAGGUCUUUGAACUCAACGAGAAUCUUCGCGACGCCGCAUACAACUUUACCCACCGCGCCAAACUCGCAGAUGCUGACGAGCCGCGGAGGUACCGCGCCCUAUACGGCAGCAUGGGCGAGUCGUAUCGCAUGGCCGUGCGGCCGCCCAGCGUGGUCAAGUGCGAUGGUGCGACCAGCGACGUGUACUAUUCGGGAGAGAAGCUCGCUCGGGCCUUUGAGAACACGACGGCCUUGUGGACCAACGGCACGGGUGCGUACUGUAUGAGCGCACAGGAGGAUAAUGCCAUUCUGGAAGUGCUGGUGCGGUUCGCGAUAGAAGGGCUCGUCGAUUUUAGCAGAAUCAUUGCUUUGCGAACAGGCUCCAACUUUGACCGCCCACCCCCUUCCCUCUCCGACUGGGAACAUCUCACCCGCGCAGACCAAAACGGCUUCCACAUCGCCAUCGCCAACCUCUACAACGCCGGAAUCGAGAUUGUCAGGGGCGUCCUCGACAACUGGAACUGCACCUUUGAAAAGGGCAUCCUCCCUACAAACUACAUUGGCGACAUAUUUGGCAGCUUGGGGGGUCAUCCUGAUUUUGGCUUUGGGAGCAUCACGGGGGGGAGAAGGGUCAAGUCUGCUGCGGCUAUGGCAGCAGCAGCAGCUUCAAAGAGAAACGAGAAUCACCGGGGGGUUUUUUCGCUGGCAAGUGUUGAAAUGGCGAGGAGGCGGCAAUUUGGGGUUAAGGGGCGAUGA
Messenger RNA from Trichoderma atroviride IMI 206040, 1233 nucleotides. RefSeq lists its product as uncharacterized. Gene Ontology annotation, biological process: transmembrane transport; nucleoside metabolic process. The record is from RefSeq and is a predicted model, not a curated record. Gene Ontology annotation, molecular function: catalytic activity. Gene Ontology annotation, cellular component: endoplasmic reticulum. Lineage: Eukaryota; Fungi; Ascomycota; Sordariomycetes; Hypocreales; Hypocreaceae.